CUCUUCGCGCUUUCCGUAGCAGGUUGUAUUCCCUGCCAACAUGGCUGCCAUCAGGAGUGGGGUGACUCCGGGCUGCUUAGCGAGGUGUUUUCUGAGACAAACUGGAAAACCGAGCCGAGGCAGCCAUCCUCUUUCAGACACAUGGAACCACCGGUUGCUGCAGAGGUCCCACCUGCACACAGUGUUUGAGUGCAGCAGUCCGACCACAAGGACUCUGCUGGGCCGGAGACAACAUGGAAAGUUGCUGUGGGUGAACGCCGUGGCAGUCAGACACAACAGCUCACAGAUCCCAGUCGAAACUGUUUCCGUGGCAGCACCAGUAUCGGACAGCUCUGCUGCUCCUCCAGUUUUGGGGCCCGCUGACCCCACCCCAGUCAUAACGCAGCCAAUCAUUGAGCAGGCGGCCGACGCUGCACCGACUGCGGUGGAGGUCCUGCAGGCUGCGGCUACAGAUCCCACUUUAGCAGAGCUGGGACUCGCCGCCCACACACCAGUGGGACUGAUCCAGAACUUGUUAGAGUUCAUGCAUGUGGAUCUAGGUUUACCCUGGUGGGGAGCCAUCGUUGUCGGAACAGUGAUCGCUCGUAUGGCUGUGUUUCCAGUCAUAGUGAAGGGCCAGAGGGAGGCGGCCAAGCUAAACAACGUCAUGCCCGAGAUGACCAAACUCACCACCAGGAUGACUGAGGCCAAACAGAGUGGAAACAAAUUUGAAUUUGCCAAAGCCUACUCCGACCUGAACUUGUUCCAGAAGAAGCAUGAUGUGAAUCCUCUCCGUGGCUUCCUGGUUCCUUUGGUGCAGGCACCAAUCUUCAUCUCCUUCUUCAUCGCACUGAGGAAGAUGGCCUACCUGCCGGUGCCCAGCAUGCAGACAGGUGGCGUGCUCUGGUUUCCAGAUCUGACGAUAGCAGAUCCUUUAUACAUCCUGCCUUUUGCCGUCACUGGAACUAUGUUCUUUAUCCUGGAGCUGGGUGCAGAGUCUGGUGUUGACAACCCCAAUCUGAAAGCCAUGAAGACUGUGUUCAGGAUCAUGCCCUUCAUCAUCCUCCCUCUCACCAUUAACUUCCCCACAGCUGUUUUUACAUACUGGUUGACCUCCAACUGCUUCUCCUUGGGUCAAGUCGCUCUGCUCAGACACCCCUUCAUCAGACAGAAACUGAGGAUCCCAGAUAGGAUCAAACACCCGGAGUCCGCGCUGCCUCCAAAUGAAGGCUUAAUUGAAAGCAUGAAGAAGGGCUGGAAGAAUGCUCAGCUGGCCCAGCAGCUGGAAGAGAGGGAACGAAGGAUCAAGAACCAUCUGGACCUCGCUGCCAAAGGUCCACUGAGGCAGACUUUUACCCACAAUCCUCUCCAGCAGACGCCUCCCAUAGGCGCCGCAUCAGCUAAAGACAAGACAGCCGUUGGCAAAGCGAGGCCAUGGAAGGACACUAUUGGAUAAAUCAGAGAUAAAUCAGAGUGGCUGAGUGUUUGAGAGUAUCAUGAAUUAUGUACAUAUUUAUAGAUGCAGGAGAAGGAGGGAAAAGAUGACAGGGUGGGUAAGAGUUGUCAUUGUGUAUGUGUUAUUCUAAUUAAAAUGUAAAAUCUGCCUCAAAACAA
Messenger RNA from Thunnus maccoyii (southern bluefin tuna), 1593 nucleotides. RefSeq names its product OXA1L mitochondrial inner membrane protein (gene oxa1l). Bases 41 to 1435 code for a protein of 464 amino acids. Lineage: Eukaryota; Metazoa; Chordata; Actinopteri; Scombriformes; Scombridae. The transcript has 10 exons. Gene Ontology annotation, molecular function: membrane insertase activity. Gene Ontology annotation, cellular component: mitochondrial inner membrane. The record is from RefSeq and is a predicted model, not a curated record. Gene Ontology annotation, biological process: protein insertion into mitochondrial inner membrane from matrix; mitochondrial respiratory chain complex IV assembly.